Messenger RNA from Neltuma alba, 1542 nucleotides. RefSeq names its product E3 ubiquitin-protein ligase ATL6. Lineage: Eukaryota; Viridiplantae; Streptophyta; Magnoliopsida; Fabales; Fabaceae. The transcript has a single exon. The record is from RefSeq and is a predicted model, not a curated record. The coding region runs from base 288 to 1400 and encodes 370 amino acids.
CACGUGGCGGGAGCACACCCUGUAUGACCAGGGAGUGACGUCAGCCAUGACCCGAUGGAAUAGAGGAGAAAAACAGACAAGGUAGACGCCGCCGCACCAAAAUCCCCCCUCCUUCCUCUCAGUCCAAUUCAAUUCAAUUCAUUAUUUGAUUCGUUUUCUUUUUCAGUUUUCACCCUCCUUCGUCUCUCCUUCGUCCUCCGUUUAUAAGCUCCUCUCCUCACUCUCUCUCCAUUCUUCCCCUCCCACUCUCUCAUGUGAAGCUCCGCCUCCGCCCUCAAUUCUCCGCCAUGAUCAAGCCCGUCUCUCCCAGUGGACCCCUUCUCUGCUUCUGCCUCCUCUUACCGCUCCUCGUUGCUGCUCAGCCCCCCUCCAAUUCUAAUAAUAAUGACCAAACCCAACAGCUCAAUAACCUCACCCCUUCCAUGGCCAUCAUCAUCGUCAUCUUGAUCGCCGCUCUUUUUCUCAUGGGCUUCUUCUCCAUCUACAUCCGCCACUGCGCUGAUUCUCCCUCCGGCAGCGUUCGUCCCCUCGGUCUCCGUGCUUCCAUCGGUCGUUCCAGGCGUGCUCCUCGCGGUCUCGACCCUCUCGUCAUCCAGACCUUUCCCACUCUCCAGUAUUCUCAUGUUAAGAUUCACAAGAUCGGCAAAGGCGCCCUCGAAUGCGCCGUCUGCUUGUCCGAGUUCGAGGACACCGAAACCCUGCGUUUGAUCCCCAAGUGCGAUCAUGUCUUCCACCCUGAGUGCAUCGAUGAGUGGUUGGCUUCUCAUACCACCUGCCCCGUCUGUCGCGCCGACCUUGUUCCUCAGCCUGACCAGUCACUCCGCGGAGUUCAGAACGUCAAUCCGGACGCCGCGGACCUUGAAGCUCAGAACGAGGACGUGGAACCCGAACCCGAACACGGGCAACAACGUACUGCGGAUCCUGAUCCAGAACCAGUGGAGCCCGAAAUUCUGUGCCUCAAUCAGUCGAUGAAACGGAACCGCACGCGAGGGUCUCGAUCGGGUAGGGCGCGGAGGUUUCCCCGGUCGCACUCGACCGGGCAUUCUUUGGUCCAGCCUGGUGAAGACACGGAACGUUUCACUCUGAGAUUGCCCGUGGAAGUGAGGAAUCAGAUAUUGAACCGGGAAUUGCAUCGAGCGACAAGCAUGGUUGUCUUGCCCAGAGAAGGUAGUUCCAGACGGGGCUAUCGAAUUAGUGGUGAUGGCAGCAGCAGAGGGAGGUUUUCGAGGCGGCUGAACCGCAGUGUUAAAUCGGACCGAUGGGUUUUCACGAUGGCGCCGCCGUUUCUUGUAAGGGCGUCGUCUAUCAGAUCGCCGAAAGUGGGAGGGAGCGCCGGUGAAGGAACCUCCGCUCAAUUCGUCCUUCCGGCGGCGACCGAUGCGGCCCGGCCCCCGGUUUAACUAUUCCUUUGCUUCUAAACUUACUCAACAUUUUCUUCAUAUCUCUCUUGUAGUCAACCCAAUUUUUUUUUUUUGGUUAUAAUCUGCAGCCAUUUUGUGGUAGCUCAAGAUGUAUAGAAUGUGGAUAAGAAUAUAUAUAUAU